Messenger RNA from Gossypium arboreum, 602 nucleotides. RefSeq names its product monothiol glutaredoxin-S1-like. The coding region runs from base 54 to 362 and encodes 102 amino acids. NCBI's taxonomy places the organism in Eukaryota, Viridiplantae, Streptophyta, Magnoliopsida, Malvales, Malvaceae. The transcript has a single exon. The record is from RefSeq and is a predicted model, not a curated record.
AAGUCUAAGCAGUUUAAACAUUUCCCAAGAAACUCUUUCUCUGCUGCAUAACAAUGGAUGUAGUUACAAGGAUGGUUGCUGACAGGCCAGUGGUCAUCUUUAGCAGGACAACUUGUUGCAUGAGCCAUACCAUCAAGACUCUCAUCAGUGGGUUUGGGGCGAACCCGACGGUUUACGAGCUCGAUGAAAUUCCGAAUGGGCAACAAGUUGAAAGGGCACUGCAGCAGAUGGGGUGCAAUCCCAGUGUACCUGCUGUUUUCAUAGGGCAACAGCUGGUUGGAGGUCCUAACCAAGUCAUGUCCCUUCAACUCAGGAACCAGCUUGUCCCACUGCUCAUAAGGGCUGGAGCAAUAUGGAUUUGAAAGAUAAAAGUAAACUUUCAUUAACUCAAAAUUCAACACCAUGCAAGCUACUAAACAAAAAUAAAGUUAUAAAUGGCUUUGUUAUGUGUUUCCCUAUUAUCACCAUCCUUGUACACCAUUUUUGGGGCUGAGUAGGGUCAUAGUAUUUUCCUUGUACUGAUCUUUAAUUAAGUGGAACUUAUAUUUUAACUUGCUUAUGUAACAUCCCAUGUCUAUGAUAAAUAAAGGUGUAUAUAUAUA